Molecule: messenger RNA, 17346 nt
Organism: Pelobates cultripes (western spadefoot toad)
Lineage: Eukaryota; Metazoa; Chordata; Amphibia; Anura; Pelobatidae
Source: the annotation of a GenBank genome assembly
GAGGGUUCCCGCAACUGGCGGCACACAAUAGAAGCCGCCGGACCCCUCCAGGUGUCGGACCGGAGGUAGGAACUGGGAGGCCAUAGGGGGGGACAAUGGCAACAUCUUGCCCUAUCAUUGACAAAUUGACACUGGCACACACAGUUACACAUAGGACACAGACACACACACAAAUCACUUGCACACAUUUCCACACAGAGAAAACGGACACACACUCUCACUGAUUUGAUAUACACACGACAGGCAUACUGAUUUGGGUGUUGCCACUGAAAGUAAUAAAAGUGAUAGGAUUUAGCGAAAGCAGUACUAUAUACAUGGUGCAAAACAAAAAUAUGGAACGCUUCACGAAUUUGCGUGUCAUCCUUGCGCAGGGGCCAUGCUAAUCUUCUCUGUAUCGUUCCAAUUUUAGUAUAUGUGCUGCCGAAGCGAGCACAAACUCCUAGCCCAUCCAAGUGGUAUAUAUAGCCUGACAUUUCGAAUACAUUAACCUUCCGGUGAUAACUAUUUAUUUCUAAACGCUUUACAUACAUUACUCAUUACGGUCAAAAAACUUUCGCCCAUUCCAAUCAAUUAAUUAUUUUCCAGGUGUUCUUUAAAAGCGGUUUGAGUUCGGCGAACGUGAAUGAACGUUCUGCCGCGAUGCAUGCCGGGAAUGACAAUAUGCUAAUUGCCUAUGAGGUCAUCGGUGUGCGCCGUGGACGGUCGCCUGAGCCUGAUAGAUAUUGAAUAGCACAAGUCUGUAUGUUUAAAGAGUUUCUCUUUACAUGCUUUUUCUUACCUGUUUCACGUUUCCAUCUGAUUUUUUACUGACUAUAUUUUAAUAACACCGUAUGUAUCGCUCUGAUUCCCACUGCUGCUCUGUUUCACUGUAUCCAUGUGUGUGUGAAUCACUAGUUCAUUGUGAUUACCUUUUUCCUGUUUUCAUUUUCCUCUCUAUUAUAAGAGCUUUAACCAUUCACAUCAACCUUCCUGCAUUGCUUCUGCUUGUUGAUUCAAUUUUUCUCAGUUAGCCAGAUUUAUAUUUCAUAUUAGGGACAUCUUUGUUUAUGUGCUUUCUUCCUUCACUCAAUAAACCAGUCUGUGAUUAUCCCUGGUUCUGUUGCAGGAUUAAUCACUAAGGUGAGAACGUUUGAUAUUCACUUAGAAUUAAUACACUCUACUGAAUAGCCUUGCUGGUGCCCUGGACUGCAUUUUAAGUAAUAGUCAGUCAGAUUGGCUGCCUGAGCAUUAUGGGAAACUUAGUUCACCAGCUCAUAUAUUCUUCUCUUUCUUAUUGUUCCCCCUUAACACAAUCAUUUUGCAUUUCUUAUUGCCUGUCUUAACCUAAUAAUUUUGUAUUUUAGGUGCUUAUAUGUUUCUAAAUCUAAGUAAAAGUUCCAGUAUAUAAACGUCUAUAUAUAUUUUUCUCUAUAAUUACAUAAGCUUUUGCCACAAUGGAUGUGGCAUACAUAUGUGAGUGGGACCGGCGUCCUCGGACCAAUCAUUGCCCAUCUAUCCCACUGGUGUGCGCCUGGUCAUGUAGAAAUCUGGUUGCAUUUACCACAGAUCAGCGCAAUGAGGAGGAGAAAGGUACAACAUCUGCCUUUUUUAUUUUUUAGAGAUUUAUAAUUUUAUUGUUCUGCAGUACAACUAGAUCAUUGUUGUUUUGUAAGCCAGGGUUAUUCAGUAGACUUAAAACUGACCAGGAAUUCACAUAUUUAUAUUUGGAUACAAAUACUAGAUUGUCCCUGUUGCAAGAUUUCACAUACUCUCAAAUAAGACAUGCAAAGCGAAUGACAUGCUUGUUUUAUUUGGUGGUAUAUCUACUAAACUGUUUCAAUUAAAAAAAUAAAAUAAAUAUGAAUGUAAUGUAUUGAAGUGGAUAUCAUUAAUAAUUAUUUACUGGAAUAAGCAUAUGCUUAUGGUGCAAUAACCCUUUACCGGUGUGUAAUUUAGAUGACUAGAGAUUUUGAUCUCUAAUUGUUACUUGGUGAUAUGCAUAGCCCAUUUGAUGUAUAACUAUUAAUUUAAAUGGAGCAUUUUUGUGCAGAUGACAGAGUUUAUUUGUAUGUGUCAUUUCUCAGCAAGACCGUUUUUGAUAAAUCUUAUCCUUUUAUUAAAGGACAUCAUAUUUUCAGAUCUCAUUUCUUAAAAGUUUGUUACAUUUAAUAAAAAGCAAUUUAUUUAUGUUUUUUUUUUUCUGGUGUUUUUUUGAGAAAAUGUCACUGUGACCAUGCUGUUAUCUGGUCAACUGCUUCUCAAUCUAGGCAGACCAGUUAGGUUGAGCAGCAGUUGGUCAGAUAACAAUAGAGAUUGAUCAAACAUGGCUGCUUAGUUUAAAAAAAAAAAUAUUAUUUUUUUUUAAUACUGCAAUUUUCUCAAUAUGUUUUCUCAUAUACAUUAUUUAAACAAACGAAUCACUGUUUUAUUAAAUGUAAUACAACUUAAAAAAACAAAGUGAAAAGGAGAGAGUUGCCCUUUUAGAUAUCCUAUUUCAAGGGUAUUUAACCUUUAGCAUGUUAUGGACUACAUCUCCUCUGAUGCUUUGCCAGCAUUAUUACUGUAAGAGUAUUAUGGGAGAUGAAGUCCACAUCAUCUGGAGUUCCGAAGAUUGUCUAGCCUGCCACUCCCCUGUUUAUUCACAUGAAGUAAAGGCUGUACCACAAGACAAUAUAUAAAACACAAAUGUAUCAGUAAGAUGUCUAAUGAAUGUCUUGCCUUACACAUUGUUUCAAGUACUACUGGCAGAUUUCCUGAGCUGUCAUUUCUUUCAGAUCUCACUCACAUGAUUCACAUACUGGAUACAGAACAUCCAUGGGAUGUUUAUUCAAUCAACUCAGGCCAUCAAGAAGUUAUUACCAGUUUAGAAUGGGAUCAGUCAGGUAUGAAAUGCAUCUAGCUACAGAACUUGUAAGCGAGUGUGUGUGUUUAAGGGACACUCCACUGCCAAAAUACGUAUAUAUCCACUGCCAAAAAUAUGUAUUUAAAAACAACUUGCAAAAGCUGCAAUAUUUUUGAAUACAGCAUUUUCACACCCCCCUCCCCAACUUUUUCUCCAGCCCAGACCUUCUGUGGCUGUUCAGUCACAUACUUCCUAAUGCAGCUCAUUUAGUAGUUUGUGCAAGGCAAGUGCUGUGAGCAAUUGCCUGUGUGUUGCUUUGAGCACCACUGAGCUAUACUACCAGGAAGAAAAAGUACCAGUAGUCUGACAGCAAAGGGGUGUAACAAGGUUAAAUUAUCAAAGUGCUAAUUUGAAAUCUGCACUUAUUGUAAAAUGGAAAGAGGGCACACUCCUCCCACAUAAAGUACUUCUGCAACCUUAACUGCUUUAGAUGUUUGGAGUGUUUUGUUAAAGCUGCUCUGUUACUUAUGAUGAUCUUUGCAAAGACCCCAAAGCUGACAUUUUUGCUUUGUGUGUGAGAUCCAUGAGGCGAAACCUAAGGUAUAUAUUCUUACCUGAAGUUCUUCCUUGUGGGCAAUGCCAUCUUCCUUCUUCAACUCCUUGCACUUCAUCAGCCAGGAGCUGCGUCAGUGCUGUACUCUCACAAAUAUGUGAGUGUGUAACACAGGCUUAUGGAGGAUUAUGCAAGACUGCAGGGUAAAUCUAUCGAUGAUCAAGAUUGUAUGUAAUAAUAAAGAGUGUAAUGUAGAGCAGACACGGUAUACUUAAGUCCCAUAACUUUUUUUGUACUUUCAUUGGAAUCAUAGGAUCCCGUUUACUUUCGGCUGAUGCAGAUGGGCGAAUUAAGUGUUGGGGAAUGACUGAUCAUUUGGCCAACAGCUGGCAGAGCCUGGUGGGUAGCGAAGUAGAUGGUGACCCUAUUGUGGCUCUCUCCUGGCUGCAUAAUGGAGUAAAACUGGCUCUACAUGUUGAGAAGGUAAGCCAAGAAUUAUAAAGUAUUAGUCAAUUAAAUCAUAAUUCCAUGCCACAUCUUAUAUUUCUAUACUUUUUAUCGGUCACUUCCCAUUAAAUUGUUUUUCUCUUAUUAUGUGGUAAAUGUUUUGUUUUUACCUUUAACCUUGCAGUCUGGUGUCUCCAGUUUUGGAGAGAAGUUCUCUCGUGUCAAAUUUUCUCCAUCCCUCACUUUGUUUGGAGGGAAGCCUAUGGAAGGAUGGAUUGCAGUGACGAUAAGUGGCUUGGUAACAGUAUCUCUGCUGAAACCCAACGGUCAAGUGCUUACAGCAACAGAGAGUCUGUGCCGACUACGAUGUCGUGUCGCACUUGCGGACAUUGCUUUCACAGGUGGUGGAAACAUUGUUGUGGCCACUUGUGAUGGGAGCAGCACAUCCCCUGUGCAGUUCUACAAAGUGUGUGUUUCUGUUGUGAGUGAGAAGUGCAAAAUUGAUACAGAGAUCCUGCCUUCCCUUUUCAUGCGUUGUACCACAGACCCGGGACGUAAGGACAAGUUCCCUGCUGUAACACACCUCAAAUUCCUAGCCCGAGAUAUGUCCGAGCAGGUAGGUGUGAGAAGAAAAUGCAACAGAUUGUUUCAAAUACAGUUUUUUUGGGUUUUUUUGUUUGUUUUUUGAGGAUAAAAUGAUGUCCGUUAAAGUUAUAGAUGUUUUACAGCAACGAUUAUUUAUUUAUUUUUUUAAAUUUGAUUAUUCUGCUUUGUUUUAUUAUCGCAAAUUUCAUAUCGAUAAAUUUGUACUCAUUAAUAAGUUUACAUUUAAUGUGCAAAGAUACGUAAAAAUAAUUGUAUUUAAUGUGUGCAAUACAAAGUUAAUCAAAUUCAGGACACAAUCAUAGGUAAAAUACAGGUCAUAAAGUCAGUGUAGAAUUUGUUACUUUGCGUUAAAGCACAGGAAGGAAGCCUCCAGCUCCCCCGAUGCUCUGCAAGCAUUAUGCCUGUGAGAGCACCAUGGAAAGUGCAGUCCACAACACCCGAGCGCCAAACGCCGCCCACCCCCGCUUCAAACCAUAACCCGGUUAGAAAAUUACAAUUUGUUAAAUAUUGAGCAAAUACUACCUAUGGCAUUUUUAUACUAAAGUGUUCGUUGAGUAGUAUGGUUUCUUUCUUUUUUUUUUUUUUAAAUCAGAGUUUUAUUUGUUUAUGCAGUAUUUAUACAUCCGUGAGAUUCGCAGAUCCCCAGAAAAAAUAAAAAAAGGUUUUUUGUUUUUUUUUGUAAUUCAAUAACAAGUAAAAGGUGUAGUCAAAAGUUAAACACAGGUGAUGUACAUAAUUAUCUGAGCUCGCAGGCCCGCAAUGUUGAAGGACACACAGGUCCCUUGUGGUGCUCCCACUAUUAAGUGUGUAGAAUAUGUUACAAGGAUCAAGAGGGGCUGGGAGGGUUAGUGGUAAGAAUGCAUAUGUGUAUUUUCAAUUUACAACUUUAUUCCUACAUCAAUAGACAUAUUCACAAAUACCGAACACUUCGCAUGAGUCGUAGUGUGUAAUGAGGUCGGUGUUGGAGUUGUCACUACAGACUAGUUCUGUAGGUUUACGCAUAGCACGUGUGGCUUCCGGGAUUUAUCUGAUCGGUGUUUUUGUACUGGGUUCGCAGCUAGAGCUGGUUUGGUGUUCCCCAACUGGUUACUUGUGCGCUCAAUGUUAUUCAUUUUGUGUCGGUUAAACAAAGCUUGGGCUGUCCGUUCGUGAUUAUGGUCUGUGCGUCUUGUGGGAAGUCAAUGAUUAUCCAAUUGGGGUUGGAUGCGUUCCGUAACUCCUAGCUAAGUGUCAGGGCAUGUUUUAUGUUUAAUCCUGCCCAACUGGGGUGCUGUCUGCGUCAGGCCCUCAUCCCUAGUUUCUCCUCUAGUCCUUAUCAGGCGAGUUCGCCUUCGCUUAGUAGGUAGAGGUAUUCUGAUCAAAGCGGCGAGCUAGGUGGUCCUUGCUUUGUUACGUUAUUUAGUUGAUUUGUCUAGCUCUGUGUGUGUAAGUUCAGGGUAUGUGCCUUGCUUCCUUCCGUGUGUGUGUUUUAGGCCUCUUACCGUUUUUGUUCUGCCCAUAUUCAUUUCUCUUGUCUCGUAGUAGGUCUGUCUGUACGUGUGUGUGUGUGUGUGUGUUGCUCCCUGUUCAUUUUUUAGUUGUAUUCAUAGCUGGUUGCUUUUGUUUCCCGUUCGAUGGAGGCAAAUUUCCUAUCCCCUAUCAUCUACGUGUGGGUUGUGCCGUGGUGAGAGGUCCUCCGUGGGCCGCUCACUGCCUCUGUUUCUCUUAUUUUGUUUUCUGCCUGUGGUAUCGAGUUGUGUCAGUGUCGACUUGUGUCGCUUCUAGAUGUUGUGGGUCUGGGUGGUGAUGAUUUAUUUUAUGUAACAGUUCUCUUUUAAAGGAAGACAUUGCACAAAUGUGAUGUAGAACAAUUUUUGUUAUAGUGUGAAAAGCUUCAGUAAGUUACUCUUAUAUGCAGUGUUACAAAUCACUCUCUUUGUGGCAGGUUCUCCUCUGUGCCUCCAAUCAAUGUUCCAGUGUAGCAGAGUGCUGGUCUCUGCGAAAAGAAGGACUUCCCCUAAAUAAUAUCUUUCAGCAGUUGCCCCCAGGUGGUACGUACUCAUGCUAAUUCUCAUUUUCCAUGUUUGUUUGUUUUUUCUUUACCUGUUUUCACAUUUCUGAUGUUUCCUUUAAAUGAUCUUCUAUGAUCUAUGUUCUUUUCCUCUCUUUUAGCGAGUGAUAAGCAGCCAAUGAUCUUGAAGUGGCGCAUUCUCUCAGCUACCAAUGAGCUUGAGCGGGUCUCUGCUGUAGCAUUGCCAAAGCUACCUAUCUCCCUCACUAGUGCAGACAUUAAGAUGGCAAAUGAAACCAAGUUCUAUCCUGGUCUAGGUGAGAUAUGUAACUUUACUGUGCUGCAUCUCUAUUUGUUCCUAUGAAUAUUGAAGAGAAAAUUGUAUAGCUAUGGUUUAUAUUUCCUUAAAGAAACUUCAUACUGUAUAUCCAGAUUCUGUAUUUUUCCAGGUACUAAUUUGUUAUAUUUCAACAGGCUCUUGGGAGCAGUUAUUUUUUGCUAUACUUGCAAACAGAAUAUGGUUGUAAAGCAAAACAACUUGUAAUCAUUUUGAUAAAUUUAGUGACUUCUCACUGGUUCUCCCCUCACCGAGUGUGUUGCAGAUGAAAGGGGUUAAUAGAAUGAGUUCAUGUGAGUCAACUGCUCAGUGUGUUCCUUCCCAUCUUAAAGGAAUACUCUAGCGGCAGAAAUACAAAACUGUUUUCCUAAAGCUAUAGUGUACCCUGCAAUUAACUGUAGGUCCACCGUCCACCGUUUUUUAGGUAUGUGUAAAAUUAGAUGCAAAAUUGUUAUUACAUACACACAAAGUGCUAUUUGUGAUGUAUGCUGGCAGCAUAACCGUAUCUUCAUGCUAAUGGAAUAGUCGUUUAAAACACAGCAAUUGUUGUCCACCUCAUCAGGCACGGUUCACCUGCUACUGCCAUAGAGAGUGUAUAUUUGCAUUUGACUUUAUUGGGAUUUGGAUUCAAAUUCUAAAUAUUUCAUUCACAUCUGUACCUAUGGCAUGCAAGGGAAGAGUAGCGGAUUCAGGCAUGUCAGAGGAGGUGGGCUCUCCUUCUGAGUUUUUUUUUGUUUGUUUUUUUGUCAAUGUAUUUUAAUGGAUGCAUGGUGACAUGUGCUUCGAGUAUACCUUUUAAUAUUCUAAAUUAUUUUUAUUUUUAUUUUCCUGCAGGCCUGGCAUUGGCCUUCCACGAUGGCAAUGUACAUAUUGUACACAGACUGUCUUUGCAGACAAUGGCUGUUCUAUUUGGCUCUUCUAUGCGACCUUCUGAAGAGCCAAGUCUGAAACGUCAGCGUUCACCUACCCCAUGCGUUCACUUCAAGGCUUUGCAAAUGUCGUGGACUUCCCUGGCGUUGGUUGGACUAGACACACAAGGCAAGGUCAGUUGAGUAAAAUUAAUGCUGGCACUACGUUAUAGGACAUUGUAGGACGUGCUUUAAGAAGUGCACAUGGCUAGGACAGAAUAACAUUGUAGCCUAUAGUACCUCUAGGUACCACUUGCUAGUUUAAAAAUACUGUUCUUUUAAAAUACGGUUUUAGAACAUUCUGGGCGCCUGCACAUCCUAAGUGUUGGUUUAUUUAUUUUUUGGGGCUUUUUAUUAACAAUUUUUAUACAUAUUCAGAUCUCUAGUUCUGGUGAAAUAAAUACAAUGUUACUGUUUUCUGAAUCAUAACCCUAAAUAAGUAGAUCUGCAAAAAGUAAUGUGUGCAUCUGUUACAAUGAAUAGAUAAAACCUAUAGACUGUAAGCUUGCUUGAGCAGGGUCCUCUUCAACCUAUCGUUCCUGUAAAUUUGCUAUAUGAAUGACAAUAUUAAUAACUUGUAUUAUGUACAGGAUGUGUAAUUCUGCAAAGGGUACAUUUUAUAGGAUGGAUAUCCUGGUAAAUCACUUGAAUUAUCCAUAACUCCAUAUCUUCACAGCUCAGCAUGUUGCGAGUCUCUCCCUCAAUGGGACACCCUCUGGAUAUGACCACUUCUCUGCGUCAUUUGCUUUUCCUUCUUGAAUAUUGUAUGGUUACUGGAUAUGACUGGUGGGAUAUUCUUCUUCAUGUUCUACCAGGCAUGGUGCACAACCUGGUAGAGAAGCUGCAUGAAGAAUACACCAGACAAAAUGCAGCCCUCCAACAGGUGAGCGAUUUACUUGUGGUAUUUUUGGAACAUGUAAACCCAUAUAGUUAUGGCAAUUAUCAUGUAAGCAUAGAGUAUUUUGCACCAUUUCCAAGUUUCUAAUUUACAUUUACUUUUAGGUCCUCUCCACCAGAAUCUUGGCAAUGAAAGCAUCCCUCUGCAAGCUGUCCCCAAGUACUGUGACUCGAGUGUGUGAUUACCAUGCCAAACUAUUUCUUAUUUCCAUUAGUUGUACUUUGAAAUCCCUGCUACGCCCCCACUUUCUUAACACUCCUGACAAGAGUCCAGGGGAUCGACUCACUGAGAUCUGCAACAAGUUCACAGAUGUUGGUAAGUGUGUUGCUUUUUGUUGUGAUUACCUUUAUCCUAUGUUGAGAAUUGGUAUAAGUGUUGUCUCUUUUCAGAUAUAGACAAAGUGAUGAUUAAUCUGAAGACUGAGGAGUUUGUGCUGGACAUGCCAACUCUUCAAUCCCUGCAACAGUUAAUUCAGUGGCUGGGGGACUUCGUACUGUACUUAUUAGCCAGCCUUCCUAACCAGGUACCUUUCAAUUUACUUUCCUUAUUUGAACCUAACCACUUUACUGAAGGGCCAUUCAAACGAUCAUCCCUGUGUGGGUGGAAUGAUCAUUGCAUUGCUCCACUAGGAUAUGCUUUUGAUCCAAGACUUUUAUUUUUUUUUUUAAACUCCCCCCUACUUCUGCCCUUUUCAAAUGCAGUUUCAGAUCCCUAAUGAUACAUUACACAGUAUGUAGAAAUUCAUUUUAUAGCCCACUAGAAUUAUUUUUAACCUCCACCCUUUAUUUCCCAACAGGGCUCCUCUGUUCGACCUGGGCAUAGUUUCCUUCGUGAUGGAAGUUCUCUCGGUACAUUACGCGAGAUGAUGGUGAUGAUCCGGAUUUGGGGUCUUCUGAAGUCCAGUUGUCUUCCAGUGUACACGGCCACCUCAGAUACACAGGACAGCAUGUCCCUGCUUUUUCGUCUGCUCACUCGCCUUUGGUUGUGCUGUAAGAAAGAACAAACACUUUCAAUGACUAGACCAUUUAAACAUUACCAUCCUUAUCUCAGAUGUGAAUAUAGAUUACCUAAACAACAUUAAAUGCAUUACUUUUUGUACAAAAAUGCAUUCAGAUGGAAAAUUGUAAAGUUGAAAAUAGAGCAUUAAUCUGUGGAAAUAUAUUGGGGGAGGCUUGACAUAUUUUGCUUUAGUAUCUUAUAAUACUAAAAAUGCACAUUGUAAACAAUGAGCAGAUUACACAACAGCUACCUGUUGCUACAAGGAUCAGAAAUGGCCCAUGUUAUACACUCUGGCUUUGGUGUACUCUUCUAAAAAUAAUUGCAAAUAACAUCUCAUCACUUACUUGAACACCGUAGUGUUAGGAAUACAAACAUGUACAUGUUUAGGUAGUUGGUUCCCCUCGGAACGGAGUAAAAAGAUUUUAAAUGUACAUUUUCUCCAUCUCUGUGCUGGUCUCGCGACAACUGACCCCGUCUCCUUGGCUGAUCUAAUCGGUAUUGACGAUCUCAGCCAAUCUAAUCCUUUCCCUUAGAAAAGCAUUGGAAGGCUAUAGCGCAUGUGUGGCAAAAUGCUGCACUGCGCCAGUCAGCAUCUCAUAGAGCUGAAUUGAAUGAAUACAUCUCUUUGAGGAACUUUCAAUGUCUCCAUGCAGAGAGUGGAGACACUGAAUGUAGGUACUGUGCCAUGUGUAGCACUGAAAUAGAAGAAUCUCCAGUGGUGUCUGAGUAACUGCCACUAGAGGUGUUACUAGGCAGGAAUGUAAACACUGCCUUUCCCUCUGAGAUACGGGAAUAAAACAGCCUUCUGAAACGUAUGCAAAGUGAACACUAGUCUUAACCAAGCAUCGUAAAAAUAUAUUUAUGAAAAGUGGUCUGUUCUAAAAAAAAAAAGUCGCAAAAAUUUAAACGGAGGAGUCAGUAAUGGAAAACCUAUCCAUAUGUAUUAAUUUGGCACUAAAAAUACUCUUUCAUCAAAGAAGGGGAAAAAUAUUAAUUGACAGGCAGAAACACAUGCAGCCAUAUGAUCACACAAUAUUGUGCACGCUCAUGAAAUGUGUUGCUGUUCAUAUAAACACAGUUAGUAGUAAAAACAAGUCCUUACAUGGUUUGUGUUUCUUAUUUCUUUUAGUGGAGUAGUGUAUAACUUUGAAUCACAACAUUUGUACAGCAAUUGCCAAAUUAUUUGAGGGGGGUUUAGUUUUGUGUUUGUGUGGUAGAGAAAUUUACAAACUCUUCUGGAUCAACCCAUCAUGAGAAAAAUGAAACUAUCACAUUAAAACUAGAGAGAUUGCUUAUGUGUUAAAAAAAAAAAAAAAUCCAAUUUUUUUUUGUGCGACCACUAAAGAAGAUAGACUUUGUUUAUUUUUUCAUUGUUUAUAGCCAUCAUUUCCUCAGACUAAAAUGUAAAAGACCUGAGGUCUGGCAGCUGACUCAGAAGUUCCUGCACUUGGCUAAGCCCAAUCGUUCUGGGCUUUGCUAAUUGGCUGAGAUCAUUUAGCUGAUGCAGUCAGGCAGUGAGCCAUCACUGCACUGCAAGACUUAGCUCAGGGGUAGGUGAAUAGCAGACCCUGGCUAAAUUGCCAACCACUUACUCUGGGAGGGCACCAGGACACUUCUAGCACCAUAAUCACUACAGCAGGUGGCAGUGGUUAUGUUGCUUGGAGUGCAUCUUUAAAACUUUGUAUGGUGCAUGUAGAAGCAGAAAGAGGUUUAUUUACUAAUCUGAAUUAUAGUAAAUUGAAAAUCAAGUAGUAUUACAUAGCUAUUCUAUAGCUAGGCUGAUUUUUCCAAAUCAGCACUUUUUGUCUAAAUUUUGCAAUUUGAAUUUUCAAUUCACUACAGUUCUCGUUAUUAGUAAAUCACAAAUGUCAUUGUUUCAGUUCUGGUGGAUGUGAAGUGUUGUACUGAUUAUUUAUUUAUUGAUGUUGCCCAUUUAGCUCGGGAUGAGUCUCACCCAUGUGAACCCGAUGAAGCACUGAUUGAUGAGUGCUGUCUGCUCCCUAGCCAACUCCUCAUACCCAGUAUGGACUGGCUGCCCCUCGGGAAUGGAGUUAUUAGCCGGCUACAAAGCAAGCUUCCCCUACGAUUACAGUUUGGGAGACCUCCUGGAGUAGCCAGUCAUGCCUCUAUUCAGUACGAUGCCUACACACGGUAAAAUAGUAAUCUGUAUAGAAAUGUAUAUAAUGAGUGUUAUUCUGGAAUUCAUUCCUUCACUUAUUGCAGUUUUAUAUAGCUAAGCAUGUAUGUGUGUCUUUCCUUUUUUUUUUUCUCUUAGGUCACCAACACAGGCAAAGAUUGACCAUUUGAGAAGACUCCACUUGGGGACUUUCCCAACAGAAGCAUGCAAAUCUUGCACCAGGUGAGGCUGAUGUUCAGGGUGGUACACAUAGUAUCUAUGUGAAGGAGAUCAUAAAGACAGGAAUCAAAUGGUAGUGCAUAAGUUACACAUGAAUGAAGGAAUAUUUCUUUUAGGCAUUUGCCAGUGCUCUUGGCACCAUAACCACUAUACCACUGUAGUGAUUAUGAUUCUUUGAGUGUUGGGGAUUACAAUUUGGGAUAUUGAUUCAGAUCUUUAGGAGUGCAUGAGUAUUAGAUUAGGAAUAGUUACUGCACUGGACAUGACAAGUGGGUACAGCAUAUUAGGUUGGCAUCUACUUUCAGAAGGAAGAGCGAAACAAAUUUACUUUAAAGGUACUCUAGUCACCAGAACAACUACAGUUUAAUGUAGUUGUUCUGGUGAGGAUAGUUAGGCCCUGCAGACUUUUUAAUGUAAACACUGCCUUUUCAGAGAACUCUUCAGACAGCCACUAGACGUGCUUCGUGGGUUACUGCUGCACAGUGUGCAGCACUGCUGUUCAGUGUCUGCACACUCUGAUUUAAUGCAUCUCUAUGAGGAGAUGUUGAUUGGCUAGGGUGGUGUUUUGGCCCUGACUUACCUCGUUGGCUGAGAUUAUCAGAAUUAACGAUCGCAGUUAAUUCAAUGCUUUCCUAUGGAAAAGUAUUGUGAUUGGCUGAGAUCAUCAAUUCUAAUAAUGUCCAGCUAAGAGGCAGGGUUUGACAAAAGAUUUGAGUGGAAACAUAGUACAUCACAUGUUAUUCAUAUAUGAAAUUUAACUUUGUUUAAUGAGUUGGAGGGUUCCUCAGCAUAGGAGACAGUUUGUCGAGUUUCAGUAUCUCAGGAUAGCGGUGCAAUUACCUCACGUGUUGUGAGGCAGGUAUCGUGGGGGGUGAUAAAGCUAGAAGCUGGGGAUUCCAUCUCCCUUCCUUUGGUGUUACAAGCCCAGGGGUCUACAUGUGUUUUAACACUAUAGGGUCAGGAAUACACAUUUGUGUUCCUGACCCUAUAGUGUUCUUUUACAUACAAAUGUAUAGUCUGGAUCAAGCAUGUCAAACUCAAAGCUAACACAGGCCAAAUAAACAAGGUUUAACCCCUUACGCCCUCCGAUCUUUCUAUACUUACCCGGUCGCCGGCGAUCCCACGCCGGCGAUCGCAGUUGGGGGGACUCCCAGGGAGCCCCCCCGCGGCACGUCCGACCCCCUGGCAGCCCCCCCGGCCAUGUGAGAGUGAGGUCCUCUCAUGUACAGGUUUUAUGGUGUUUUCAAAAGUUACAGCGUCAAAUAUAAGGCUUGUGUUUCAUUUUUUUCACAUUCAAAUUCGCCAGAUUGGUUACGUUGCCUUUGAGACCCUAUGGUAGCCCAAGAAUGAAAAUUACCCCCAUGAUGGCAUAGUGUUUGUGACCAAAUGGCUACUAAAAAAGACUGGACAUUUGCAAUACCUUGGGUUGUCUACUAUUGUAAAUGAUAUGCCAUUAUGGUUGUAAAUUUCUUUCCUGGGCUACUAUAAAGUCCCAAAGGCAACGUAACCAAUCUGGCGAAUUUCAAUUUAAAACGUAAAGUGCUAUAUUUGACCCUGUAAUUUCCCAAAACGCCAUAAAACAUGUGCAUAGGGGGUACUGUUUUACAUGUGAGACUUUGCUGAAUACAAAUAUGUGUAUUUUAUUGCAGUAAAAGCAAACAGUAUUAUGACAUUGACCGUUAAAAUGUCAUGUAGAACUAAAAAAAUAAAAAUAAAAAUCGUAUUUUCUCCCAUUUUUUUAUAUUAAAUUAUGUUUCAUAGCUAAAUAUUUGAUAUUAAAUGAAAGCCCUGUUUCCCCUGAAUAAAAUUAUAUAUAAUAAGGGUGGGUGCAUUUACUAUGAAAGAGGUGAAUUACGGUUGGACAGACUGUAGCGCAAAUGCCAGGUUUUGUUUACGUUUUGUUUUGUUCACAACGUGUACAUUUGGCUCCGUCCUUAAGGGGUUAAGUUGAUGAGUGUGCAAAAAAACAAACUUCAGUUUUCAUAGAAACAUAGGUUUAUUUAGAAAAAUACAGUAUAAAAAUGUUGCCUAACUGACACUGGACAUCCUCACACUUAAAGGGAUUCAAAGUAAACAAAAGAGCAAAUUUAUGUUAAGGAGAUGUGCAUAUAAACAAUGUUUCAAACCAAAUACCUUGACAUAAUAAGAAAAGUUUGGUAAUGGGACUGAAAUAGUGAAUGUAUGCUGUUCCACAGCUGUAAAAAACAAAUGAUGUUAUCUUGUUGAUUUUUAAGUCCUUUAAGUGUGUUCUAUACUUUGGCUGAGAUCAUUAAACUUGAUGAUCUCAUCCAAUCCAAUUCUUUCCAUGGAAAAAGCUGCACAGCCAAUCAGCAUCUCCAUGGGGACUUUUCAGUGCCUCCAUGCAGACCCAAUCUAAUAUACUACCUACAAAUCCAAUACACUGCCCCCUCUACCUAAUCUUGUACAUUGCCCCUCCUCCCUCCACUCUAAUGUAAUACACUGCCCUCCCCCCAAUGUAAUAGUGACCUCACCCCAAUUUAACACACUACCCCUCCACCAUACUAAUACACUGCCCCACUCCCUCCCCCAAUUUAAUACACUGGCCCACUCUCAUCCCCCAAUUUAAUACACUGCCUCACUCCCUCAAAUUAAUACACUGCCCCCCUCCCCAAUUUAGCACAUUACACAGGAAGGUCCCCCAAGCCCUUCUUCCCCUACCUUUAGAUGAGCCGCCCGUCUACCAGUUCCAGCCCUGCACUGCGAGCAGGAGGGAAGGGUAGUGGCUGGCCUGCGGGAGCACGCGAUUCGGCGUGGGAGAGAAAAUAAGAAUCAGACUGGAAAUAUAUUUCCUGUCUUACAGUCGAUCGCAGCCAAAACACAAAGUGGCCCCAGGGCAGGUGGACUGCAAAAAUAUCCAUUGUGGGCCGCAAGGUUGACAUGCGUCAUCUAGAUUGUAGUAAAUUCUAAUGUAAUUAGAGAGCAAUCUGUUGCAGGGCUGCUGUAAGGAAGCCUGGGGGGUGUGUGCCAGGAUGAGGAUCUUGUGGUCUGCACUGAGCACAGUAUUUACUCCCUUGCGGUCUGGAGCUCAGUUAUGUGUCUAAACUCAGGUGCUGUAUUUCCAGGGUGCACACUAACAUUAGUGAGCACCAGAGCACGAGCGAGCAAGUACUGUGGCCUGCACCUGGUGGAAGUUCAAAACUCAAGCUCCCGCACUAGACCACGUGUGACUUUUAUUCCACCCAUGGACCAUGAACCACAGUGAAGGCUAAGGGAGCACAACAAAAUACACACAAAGACUCUCUCUCUUUUGCUUGGACAAGUAGAUUUUUUUUUUUUUUUAUAUUCACAGCAUUGUACACUAAACUGACAUUUUCAACCAUAGUCCUGACUUUCUCCAUCUUUUUGUUAUAACUCUUUUUAGAUGUGGGUGCGUCACUAUGUUGAAAUCGCCAAAUAAGGCCACUGCAGUAAAACAAUGGGAACAGCGGUGGAUAAAAACUUGUCUCUGCGGUGGACUGUGGAGAAAGUUGCCCAUAACUUACUCUUGACCUUCAUCCAUUAGACUGACCAUGUCCCAUUACCAUCUUUGACACUUAUCGAGUCCAUAAAAUUUAAAGCACUGCAAUGUCCUUCAUUUAUGCUUUAGAAAUAGCGGUUGCUCUAUGGACACAUUUGCAAAAUGUCUCCGUCAAACAAUGCAAAGUAUAAGAUGGAGCCCGAGAUGUAACUAUAUCGUACCGUCUCUCAAGCUAUAUUGUGCCCUCCAAGAAACCUUGAUUGCAGAGCAUGUUUUACAAAAGAAACCAUUUCUACAUCACCUUCAUAGAUUCUAUUUCCAUGGAGACAAAACUCUUUUGAAAAAGAAGCAAACUAUUUGUACAAAGAACAUCAAUCUUUUAGUCCUAAAAAAACCCCCAACAAACAGAUUUAGCCUACAGAGUAACUGAACUUCAAUGAAAACCUGUAAAUAGGUAAAGCUUUGAUUUAUAGCCUUCAGUCUUACAAAGGCUAUAAAAAAAAUCCCCACCAUGUACAGCUUAUCAUCCUGUUUUGCAAAUUGCUUUUAAUGUAUAUUGAAAAUGCUUAAGAAUAUACUGACUUUCAUGCUAUUGCUAUUUACAUCAAAUCUGCAGUACAUUGUUGCCCUUUUUGUUUAUUUAGAGACAAAUUGAAUAUAUUGAUUGAGUGAAGCUUUAUGGGUUUGUGUUCAUAACUGUUAAUGUACCCAUGAUACACUUCCUACAGAUGUUGGUGAUAAGAGUUUUUUGUGACAAUUUUAUUUACAAAGUUUUUCAAUACUCACUUGAUCACCAUUUUAUCCCAAUCCUGUUAAUUAUUUGGAGACCUACAGCGGUAAAAUCUGUAGGUCUCCAAAUAAUUAACAGGAUUGGGAUAAAAUGGUGAUCAAGUUUUGUAUAUAUAUUUUGUGUAUAUAUAUAUAUAUAUAUAUAUAUAACAGGCACAUCCAAACACCUGGGCAUGGAUAGAAAAAAAAAUGCAUCCCAUAUAAACUAAAUAUUAGACUAACAUGAAAAGUUGUAAAAAGAAUAAAAAGAACACUUUUAGUCUGAUCAUCUUUCUACAGCGGUAAAAUCUGUAGAAAGAUGAUCAGACUAAAAGUGUUCAGUUUAAAAGGCUUAUGCUUUGUCCCAUUUUGGAAGCAGCAGAUAAUUUAAAAUCGCUUACUAUGUACAUAUAAUUUUGUAGGGAUUACAGUUUCUGAUUACAGAGGUAACUGCUGUUUAAAUGUCAAUUUAAACCUAUUUUAAAUAAAUGUUCCACAGUGAUCACAAAAGAAAAGAACACAUUCCAAUGCCUUUUCACCAAAGCUAAUAGAUAGGUUUAAUGUUCUGUCCCAUUUAUGGAACUCUGAGAUCCUGUUGAAAACAUAAUUCCACACAAAUUCCCAUUAAUCUCCUUCUAAUGGAAAUGAAAUAAGGUCUAAAAGUGUAUAAAUUAUUUGCAGAUUUUGAAGAUUGUUAGGUAGAGAGCUGCUAAAUUAUAACACUUCAAAUUCACCUGUCACGACAAAAGAUAGCAUUGUGCCAUUUUGUAGGCAGUAAUAUUCCAUCUGUAUAGUUAGUUUAAAUGAUCAAUUUUUAAAUAGUUUUUCUUUUGUUGACUCUUCCCCUCCCUAUUUCAGAGGAAGCUAACUAUGUCCCCAACAUUGACUUUGUAAUGCAUUCUACAGUUCUAUGAACUCCUCCAUAAUUUGUCACAUAAUAUGUAGUAUUGAAAAUUCUGCAAAACACCAAACUUAAACUUUUCCCAUUGUGUAAUGCUAUUUUCAUUUCUGUGUGGAAAACAGAGCUGCUGCAGUAAACCAUUACUAUGGACAUUUACCUCCAGGGGCAUGAUGAAUAUGAUGUACCAGUAUCUUUACCAAUGGUUUUUUACCAAAGUCAGGUGUUUAUAUUUUUUUUAUUUUAAACUAACUUUUCGAGCUUUGAAGUUGGUGUUUAGUGCGUUG